AUGCUAAAAUCGCGGUCGGCUUUCUGGCGGCCCUCGGUGAUCUUCCCAGUAGCGGUCAUUUUCCGCAUUGCCUUGCUAUUCUACGGACGAUGGCAGGAUGCCAACAGCCCGCUCAAGUAUACCGACAUCGACUACCUCGUCUUCACCGAUGCUGCACGCUAUGUAGCCUACGGCAGAUCACCAUAUGAGCGAGCGACGUACCGGUAUACGCCGCUCUUGGCCUGGAUUCUGGUUCCAACUGCUCGAGGAGGCCUAUGGUUUGAGUUCGGCAAGGCAUUAUUUGCUCUGAGCGAUAUCGCCACGGGAUGGCUGAUAUAUCGAAUUCUGCGAGCCCAGACACUGGGUUCGGAAGCCGCUCUAAAAUUCGCCAGCAUCUGGUUGCUGAACCCUAUGGUCGCGAGUAUAAGUACUCGUGGGAGCUCCGAAGGCCUCCUGGCCGUCCUGGUCGUAGCAUUACUUUGGGCAACAUUGAAGCGGCAGAUCGUGGUGGCCGGGUGUCUCCUAGGAUUUGGUGUUCACCUGAAGAUUUAUCCAUUCAUCUAUGCCGCUUCAAUAGCACAAUGGCUUGAUCAUGGUUCGGGGGAACAGUUCGGCGUUGCGCGAUCAGGUUUCCAGAGACUGAUGGCUUUAGUCAAUCGAGAUCGCAUCGUGCUUGCCAUUUCGAGUUUCAUCACUUUCAUGGCAUUCAACAUUGCCAUAUAUGGUAAGCCGUUUGUGGAGCACAGCUACACCUACCAUUUGGCACGAGUCGAUCACAGGCACAACUUUUCUGUGUACAACACAUUGCUACACCUCAGCUCGCUCUCGCGCACGACUGCUGCAUUACCUGUGGAGUCUGUUGCUUUCGCACCACAGCUAUUUUUGUCACUCUUUGCACUGCCAUUGGUACUUGCAAAAACGGACUUAGCCAGCACUAUGCUGGCUCAGACGUUUGCUUUCGUCACUUUUAACAAAGUGUGCACAAGUCAAUACUUUUUAUGGUACAUGGUAUUCCUGCCGUUCUACCUUCCAGCUUCGUCGCUACUCAGGAAACCGCAAGCCGGCAUGGCAGCGCUGAUACUGUGGGUGGCAGGCCAAGCCAUUUGGCUGCAACAAGGCUAUGAGCUAGAAUUCCUGGGUCACUCAACUUUUGCGCCAGGACUGUGGCUAGCGAGUAUGGUCUUCUUCUUGGUCAAUUGUUGGAUCCUCGGUAUCAUUGUCGAAGAUGUGCGGAGCCAGGCGAAAGGAGGCAAUGUUUCUCCACAAAAAGUGGAGAAGUCGUGAUUAGAACUUUGGGCUCAUCCACGAGUCUUCAACCUCCACCGAUAGCCUUAACGCAGCCCAUUGCUGCUGCUGCAGCUAGGCCUCCGAGCACCAACAUCUGAACUGCAUUCGAAAAGCAGAUGCGCCAGCUAUUCUCGCCCAACAGAGCCGUCUUCGCCCAGCCAAAGACAAACAGCGCGAUACCCAUGACUAGUAUACUGCACAGAAGUGCGUCUUGGACGCGGGUGAAGAACAAGUACGGCAGCAAUGGCACCAUACCUCCGAGGAAAUAUCCAAGCGCAAUUGUGAAGCCUGAGACGUAAGCUCGAGAUGCCACGAAAUCAGC
Messenger RNA from Pseudocercospora fijiensis CIRAD86, 1588 nucleotides. Its product is annotated as glycosyltransferase family 50 protein. Bases 1 to 1263 code for a protein of 420 amino acids. The record is from RefSeq and is a predicted model, not a curated record. NCBI's taxonomy places the organism in Eukaryota, Fungi, Ascomycota, Dothideomycetes, Mycosphaerellales, Mycosphaerellaceae. Gene Ontology annotation, cellular component: membrane; glycosylphosphatidylinositol-mannosyltransferase I complex. Gene Ontology annotation, molecular function: GPI mannosyltransferase activity; alpha-1,4-mannosyltransferase activity. The transcript has 3 exons. Gene Ontology annotation, biological process: GPI anchor biosynthetic process.